Messenger RNA from Colletotrichum godetiae, 1325 nucleotides. Its product is annotated as zeta toxin. NCBI's taxonomy places the organism in Eukaryota, Fungi, Ascomycota, Sordariomycetes, Glomerellales, Glomerellaceae. Gene Ontology annotation, molecular function: ATP binding; kinase activity. Bases 186 to 1181 code for a protein of 331 amino acids. The transcript has a single exon. The record is from RefSeq and is a predicted model, not a curated record.
UCACCUGUUUUUUUUUUUUUUUUUUCACUUCUCCUCACCUCCCCUUUCAAAAAGUAUACCCAAACUCAGGGGGAGGUUUCUUAAAUUCCACUAGAUAAGGCAGACUCAGUAUCGGAAAAAAACUCCUUGAGGAUCAAGUAAUUACGAUUUCAGCCCACUUCAAACGAUCCACACAAAAAGAAACAAUGCCACCACCGCCAGAUCUAUCCCGCUACGUCCUCCCGGACGCAGAGGCUCGGGAGAUCUUCACCACCAAGAUCCUCCCCGCCGACCUCCCGCCGACCCUCACCCCGCAUCCCCGCCGGUCCCGGCCCCUCGCCGUACUGAUAGUCGGCCAGACCGGCGCCGGCAAAACCCGCUUGGCGCCCGUCAUCCUCGACGCCAUGACCCGCAUCCACCCGCCCGCCCACCUCAUCGCCGACCUCUACAAAGCCCACCACCCUUCCUACCGCACUCUCAUCGAGUCCGACGCCUCCCAGGCGCAGCAAGGAGGCCCGGCCCUCGCGAGCCCGGCCACGGGCACCGACGCCCGCAGGUGGCUGGCCAUGGCCGUCGCCGAGGCCGUGGACCGCAGGCUCGACGUGCUCCUCGAGAGCGCGUGCCGCCACCCGGACGAUUUCCGUGCGCUGGCGCGCAUGUUUGGGGAAGGGGGUUAUCGCGUCGAGGUCGUCGUCAUGGCGGUGCCGGCGGCGCUUAGCAGGUUGGGUAUCCUGCACCGGUUUCACGAGAGGUUGCCCGAGGCCGGGCCGAGCGGGGGUCUGCCGAUUCGACUUACGCCGGUCAAGAUCCACGAUGAUUCGUACGGGGGGCUGAUGAGCGUGGCGGAGUGGAUUGACGAGGUGGAUUUCGUUGACCGGGUUGUGGUUGUGCGGAGGGGGGAUUUGGUUGCGUUUGCUGAUGACAAGAAGACGACGACGACGGGCGGCGGCAGCAGGUUGCAGGGCAGAGUGGCUGAGGCGGUGGAGAGGGAGCGGAGGCGGCCGCUUACGAAAGACGAGAGGGCUGUUGUGGUGAGGGAUCUGGAGAAAUUGACGGCGCGAGAUGCGCGGGUGGCGGAGCAGGUUAUGGGACUGCUUGAGCCGUUGUUGGUGGACGAGGAUAAGACGUAUCCAGAGCUCAGGCCGUUGGCGUUUCCUCCUGGGGGGCCGCGGGAAGCCAUGCUUACUUUGGGCGAGGCGUGAUGGGGCGAGAUUUUCUGCGACGGAGUGUCAUGGAAUCAGUUUCUGCAUGAGGCGAAGCUCUAGAUGGAUCGAGAUUACAUGAGGACAGCAUCUGGGCAAGGGCAAGGGCACGAUAGAGGCAUUUGCUGGUAACGGUUGGAACGC